Molecule: messenger RNA, 2178 nt
Organism: Mucor mucedo
Lineage: Eukaryota; Fungi; Mucoromycota; Mucoromycetes; Mucorales; Mucoraceae
Exons: 2
Coding region: 482-2104 (540 amino acids)
Source: RefSeq, a predicted model, not a curated record
GAGAGGGAAAUUUAAGAUGUUGCGUUUGUAGACAACCAAGAAGCCACGAACCGAUAAGGAGAAGGCAACACGUAUGCCUAGAAACGAAUUGAUGGAUUUGUUGUUUGCAGCAUUCGACAAGUUCCCAUAUUGGUCAUUUAAGGGUAUUGUGGAGCAUACAAACCAGCCUAACCAGUAUUUAAAAGAAGUAUUGGCUGAAAUCUGUAUUCUGAAUAAGAGAGGUCCUUAUGCUGGUAAUUAUCAGUUGAAGCCGGAAUAUAAGCAACGUCUAUCUGCUGCCGAAAGACAAAAUGCCAUCAGUAAAUUACCUGAGGAUGGUUCAUCCAGUGAAGAAGACGAAGAGGAUGUCAUGGAAGAAGUUCGAUUGUAACUCCGGGAUUAUUUAAUUUUUUUUUUUUAAAAACUAAAAGCUCUCCUUUUUUUUUUCUGUCUCUCUUAUACUAUUUCAUUCUUUUCUUUUUUAUAUACAUAACGCACUGUAAUGAAAAUACUAUCACUUCUGCUGGGCCAUUUUAAUCAAGCAGAGUUUCACGUAUAUCGUAUCGAAAGUACAGUGGUUCUCUUGUUUAAAUUGUCAGAUGUGUGUUCUAUUUUCAACUUGCCUUCACCCAUUGCACAAUUAGAGUCUCAAUCUGAACCUUUUUACCGAGAUAAAGACCAUGACAUUUAUUUGAAAUCUAGCACACUUUCUACUAUUGCCAUCAAACACAGCAAAUUUUUACUAGCUGAACUGUGCAAACUAAAGCCCAGUGACUAUGCUGCUAAUCUAGCGGAUUCCAUAUUAUCCAAUAUACCAGGUUUAGAACGUAACAAGAUUAAAAAGGACGAAACACAAUACGUCCCCACCGAUAUUGAACUCUCGGACUCUGCCGCAACCAUUCCCAUCGUCAAAUCAGAACCUGUUUCUCCACGCAUGAUGACCACUUCCGAUCCAAUGGCAAUCGAUACAAUGUUGACUCAUGGCGCUGGUAGCCAACAAACAAGACGACUCAGCAGAUCCAUUGAGGAACAACCGCCUGCCAAAAAGCAAAAGACGAAUAUAUUACCUAAACCUAUUCACACUGUUAGUUCACAACAAGCACCACCCACUUUAUUGGCCAAGCGAUUGAAACAGAACAUGGCCAAUGGUAAAAACACUCGAAACCUGACGAUUUAUGCACCUUCGUAUGGAGAACAAUUCACGAAUAACAAUGGUAUUCGAUCUGCACCCUUAAAUUCCAAUUUUCGUCAAGUACAAUCGAAAUCACAACCGCAUCCUCUAUCUCAGACUACUUUACGUAGUCCUGCCACUGGUAACAGUACAACGACCGAAUUUGCCAUUCCACCUAUUGUCCCUUCACAACAACAGCCUCCUCAUACGGCCCAUCCCAGUAGCAGCAACAGCAAUAUGCAUCAUCAUCAGCAGCAUCAGCAUCAUCACUUCCCACCGAAUUCUCCUCAAUACCCAUCCUCUGCCUAUGGUCAUAGUUUUCCUGUCACAAGCGGUCGAGUUACCAUGGAUUCUUUACCCACUACGGCAUCCGCUGCUCCUAUGCCUCCCAAAACCCCCACCACGAAUUCCCACGCAGGAUUACAAAGACAACAAUUUAUGCAACCCUUUGAACAUUUGUUUGAUACAAUUGAAACCACUCGCACAUUAAAAUCCACCCUGGAUGAUCAAAUUCGUAGAUCCUCCACCUUGAUGCAAACCCUUCAGGCUUCUUCUACUACCAUUGAAGGCCUCGUCAGGAACCAAAUCAAAGAAGCUCAAAAGGAGAUCUUGGCUCGUAUGGAUGAGAAUCUGGAAAAUUUAUUUAAUAGGAUAUCCGUGUUGGAAAGGAGAUCCAAUAUUGAAACACAAGUGGAUGCUACUGCUGUACAACAACAGCAGCAACAACAACAACAACAGCAGCAGCAGCAGCAACAACAACAACAGCAACAGCAGCAACAGCAGCAGCAACAACAACAGCAACAACAACAGCAACAACAACAGCAACAUCAUAAGUUAGUUAGUCCUCCUACCAUUGUAAAAUCUCAAAACGAUAUCGGUCCCAAUGAAUAUCAUGACAUGUUAAACACGCUAAGAGAACGACUUGAUAAACUUGAAAGACAACUGGAAUCUUAAAAUUACACAAUAAAUUUUUCUUUUUUUAAUUAACUAUCACUGUAUGCAAAUAUUUGACAUGGGACUUUUUUUUU